UGGAGCAAGUAUGAUAACAUGUGUUAUAUUUGUUGUGACCACAAUGACCGAAAGGACUACCAGAGGACGUCGAAAGAUAUACUUCUAUGAGAAAGUCUUUUUGCUACUUCUACCUGUCAUUGGGGCAUGCAUUGCAUGUUUUGACAUGAUUAUGCUAUUAAGCAACACAAAAACGGGUCAUCCUGCUUUAUAUCACGAGUGGCUUGUUAGAUCUUCUCAACUCAUAGUUUGGGUCACAUUACUUCUUGUCUCAAGGUGUGAUUGCUGGUUAUUUGUUUUAUCUAAUCGGGUCUUGUGCUUUUGGUGGAUUAUGAAACCGUUCUUAGCAAUUCCAUCUUUACAAGCAAGCUUCUCUUAUUUAGAGGUUUUUAGCUGUAUUAAUGAGAGCUUAAUAGUUCUAGUGGAUGUUCUGUUUGGUACCUUGGUUAAUAUCAUCAGAGUGAAGCAGGCAUCUCGUAGGAACAGUUCAAUGGAAGAGUCGCUACUGUCCAGUGAAAUGGCUAUCGACGAAACUUUUCAAGAAAGUCCUGGGGGUCUUGCCAGAUUUUGGAAUGUCAUGACAUUUAAAUCUAUCAAUUGUGUAAUGGAACACGGUGCAAAGAAACAACUAAACUUCGACGAUUUGAUUCAAUUGCCGGUUGACAUGGAUCCCUUGUUCUGCCAUGAUUCUUUGCUAAAAUGUUGGGAAGAUCAAAGAGGACUUGAUUGCUCUCAUCCUUCUUUGUUUUGGACUAUAUGUUAUGCAUACGGUUGGCAAUACAUUUGCUUAGGCCUGUUAAAGGUAGUCAAUGAUCUUCUUGGUUUUGCUGGACCCUUGCUUCUUAAUAUGCUGAUCAAAUAUCUUCAAGAAGGAUCAGGAAACUUUAAUGGUUAUCUCUUCGCCAUUUCCCUCGGCUUAACUUCCAUUUUGAAAUCUUUUCUUGAUACACAAUAUACAUUUCGCCUCUCCAAGUUAAAGUUAAAGCUACGUUCUGGUCUUAUGACUGUUUUAUUUCGAAAGUGUCUCCAUGUAAGCCUAGCUGAAAGAUCUAAAUUUUCCGAGGGAGAAAUUCAAACAUUCAUGUCUGUGGAUGUGGACCGGACCGUCAAUAUGUGCAACAGUUUUCAUGACAUGUGGAGCUUGCCACUACAAAUUGGAAUUGCCCUGUAUCUGCUCUAUACCCAAGUUCAGUUUGCUUUUGUUGCGGGAAUCACAAUAACUAUAUUGUUGAUACCAGUAAAUAAAUGGAUUGCUGAGUUGAUUGCUAGUGCCACUACAAAUAUGAUGAAGCAAAAGGAUGAAAGGGUUAGAAGAACUGGAGAGCUAUUGACAUACAUUCGAACUUUGAAAAUGUAUGGUUGGGAGCUUAUUUUUACUAGCUGGUUGAUGAAAACAAGAUCCUUAGAAGUGAAAUAUUUGUCAACAAGGAAGUACUUGGAUGCAUGGUGUGUAUUCUUUUGGGCAACAACACCAACUCUUUUUUCUUUGUUCACAUUUGGACUUUAUGUAAUGAUGGGAAAUCAACUUGAUGCAGCAACGGUUUUCACUUGUCUUGCUCUAUUUAACAAUUUGAUCUCUCCAUUGAACUCAUUCCCAUGGGUCAUUAAUGGGUUGAUCGACGCAUUCAUAUCUACAAGACGGCUGGGCAAGUUCCUCUCAUGUCAUGAGCAUGAGCCUCGUAACUUGCAGACAAACAAUUCUUCAUCAUCAUAUGAAGAAAUGGAUAUUUUCAUGAAAGAUGUUUGUUGUGCAUGGUCAAACAGUGAUCAGGAAGUCAAGAAGCCGAUUCUGAAUCAUGUCAAUCUUGCAAUUCCAAAGGGUUUUCUAGUUGCUGUUAUUGGAGAGGUUGGUUCAGGUAAAUCAUCCUUGUUAAAUUCCAUCCUUGGAGAAUUGAAGCUUAUUAAGGGAUUUAUAUAUUCAAGUGGAUCUGUGGCCUAUGUCCCACAGAUUCCGUGGAUUCUUUCUGGCACUAUCCGUGAUAAUGUCAUAUUUGGGAAGGACUAUGAUCCGAUAAGGUAUUCUGCUGUUCUAGAGGCAUGUGCCCUUGACACAGAUGUGUCCCUCAUGGUUGGAGGUGAUAUGGCUUAUAUUGGAGAGAAAGGGAUUAAUCUUUCAGGUGGACAGAGAGCUCGUCUUGCACUUGCCAGUGCAGUUGAUGCACAAGUGGCUUCUUGGAUAUUAUCACAUGCACUCCUUAGUCCUCUUAUGAAUCAGAAAACACGCAUUCUUUGCACCCAUAAUAUUCAGGCAAUAUUCGCUGCAGAUAUGAUUGUUAUAAUGGACAAAGGACAAGUGAAAUGGGUAGGGAGUCCAACUGAAUGUUCAACUUCUUCAUACGCAUCAUUGUUUAGAACUGAAGAGUUUAACACAUCUUCUGAGACCAAAUUACAAGGAGAAAGUGGAGAUACUUGUAUGGAAGUUGAGGAGAGUGUUAUGUUAAAGAGCGAAGGUGUAGAUAUUAUGGAUACCACUGACAAUAUUAUCGGGGUUGAAGAGAGAAAAGAAGGCAGAGUUGAAACAACCGUGUACAUGAGUUAUGCUGCAUUCACUGGUUGGUGUAUUACAGCUGUAACAUGCCUGUCAGCAAUUUUAAUGCAAGCUUCUCGAAAUGGAAAUGAUCUAUGGCUGUCUUACUGGGUUGAUAUAUCAGCAUUAGAACAGCAUCCAACAUCCUUUUAUCUGGUUAUACUCUGUAUCUUUUGUGUGGCGAACUCCUUUCUUACUCUAGUUAGGGCGUUCUCAUUUGCAUAUGGCGGUCUACGUGCAGCAGUUCAGGUGCACAAUAACCUGUUGAAAAAGCUUGUUGAUGCACCUGUUGCAUUUUUUGACCAGACACCAAGUGGAAGAAUACUGAACAGGCUGUCGUCUGAUCUUUACACAAUUGAUGAUUCUCUACCUUUCAUUCUCAAUAUUCUACUUGCCAAUUUUGUCGGCCUCUUAGGAAUUGCUUUAAUUCUGUCCUUUGUGCAGGUCAUGUUCUUGCUUCUCAUAUUGCCUUUUUGGUAUAUCUAUAGCAAAGUGCAGUUCUACUACAGGUCAACAUCAAGAGAACUGAGAAGGCUAGACAGCGUAUCACGAUCACCCAUAUAUGCAUCAUUCUCCGAGAUACUUGACGGGUCAUCAACUAUAAGGGCGUUCAAAUCCGAGUACUUUUUCAUGACUGUAUUCAUGGACCAUGUCAAGAUGUAUCAGAGAACUUCGUAUUCAGAGUUAAUUGCAAGCCUGUGGCUAUCUUUACGCCUGCAGUUCUUAGCAGCUUUUGUUGUCUCAUAUGUCGCGGUGAUGGCGGUUGUUGGAUCUCACGGAUAUCUUCCUGUCAAUUUAGGUACCCCAGGGCUGGUUGGAUUAGCCCUGUCAUAUGCAGCUCCAGUUGUAUCAUUGUUGGGGAGUUUUUUGACAAGUUUCACCGAGACUGAGAAGGAAUUGGUCUCGGUUGAGAGGGUUCUGCAGUACAUGGACAUUCCACAAGAAAAAUUUCAAGGGAACAAGAUUUUGGAUGCAGCUUGGCCAUCUCAUGGGCAGAUUGAAUUUCAAAAUGUAGCACUCAGAUAUAUGCCGUCUUUGCCUCCUGCAUUGCGUAAUCUAAGUUUGACUAUAGCUGGAGGAACACAGGUAGGAAUUGUUGGAAGGACGGGUGCUGGAAAAUCUAGCAUUUUGAAUGCUUUAUUCCGCCUUAAUCCAAUAUGUCAAGGACAUAUUAUAGUUGAUGGCAUAAACAUAGCGGACAUUUCUCUAAGAGAUCUUAGGUCACGUUUAGCGGUCGUUUCUCAGACUCCAUUCCUUUUUAAAGGAACUUUAAGGGAAAAUUUAGACCCCUUAAACUUGAGCGACGACCAUAUAAUGUGGAAAGCUCUAGAGAAAUGUCAUAUUAAAGAGGAGGUUCGAGCUGCAGGGGGAUUGGAUAUGCAAAUGAAAGAGUCUGGAACUUCUUUUUCAGUCGGCCAACGACAACUUAUUUGUCUUGCACGUGCCUUUCUUAAGUCUACUAUGGUGUUAUGUUUGGACGAAUGCACAGCAAAUAUAGACACUCAAACUGCUUCGAAACUGAAGGAUGCCAUAUCUAGUGAAUGCAGAGGGCUGACGGUGAUCACAAUUGCUCAUCGCAUCUCUACAAUUCUAGACAUGGACAAUGUACUGAUUCUUGAUCAAGGAGUCUUGGUGGAGCAAGGGAACCCUCAAAUUCUAGUCCAAGAAGAGUCUUCCAGAUUUUCAAGUUUUGCUAAAGCAUCUUCAAUGUAAUGUAAUUUUCAUCACCACUGAUCGAGUUUGUGUGUUUUUGUAUGUGUUGUAAUAUUACAUUACACACUGUGAUAGCUAAACUUAGAACAACAUAAAGUAGUAGUUUCUUGUAGUGUUUCUAGGCAAUUAACCCUUUCUUGUAGUGUUGUAGUAUCUAUCUACAUAUUCUCAAGAGGAUAUAAUACUUGCUCAAGUAUGUAUUGCUUAUA
This is a messenger RNA of Erigeron canadensis, 4428 nucleotides long. RefSeq names its product ABC transporter C family member 13. Gene Ontology annotation, cellular component: membrane. Gene Ontology annotation, biological process: transmembrane transport. Lineage: Eukaryota; Viridiplantae; Streptophyta; Magnoliopsida; Asterales; Asteraceae. The transcript is spliced from 34 exons. The record is from RefSeq and is a predicted model, not a curated record. Gene Ontology annotation, molecular function: ATP binding; ABC-type transporter activity; ATP hydrolysis activity. Bases 11 to 4219 code for a protein of 1402 amino acids.